AGUUCCAAUCCUCUAACAUCAUUUCCAAGAACACAAAGAAAAUUAAAGAGAAGGAAAAAAGGGAAAAAAAAAUGGAACCAUCAACAAAAUCAAUUCCAAAAAAUGAAAUUUUAGAUGCUCCCCUUCAUAAAAUUGGUUUCGAAAUUUCAGAAAUCUCCCGCCAGAUGAUCAUCGGCCACUUUUUAGUGACCGAAAAAUGUUGUAACCCUUUUAAAGUGUUGCAUGGUGGGGUUUCAGCUCUGAUAUCUGAGUCUCUGGCUAGCAUGGGCGCCUGUGUGGCGUCAGGGUUUCAAAGGGUGGCUGGGGUCCACCUUAGUAUUCACCACCUCAAAAGUGCAAAUCUUGGUGAAAUUAUUUAUGCUGAGGCUAAACCUCUAAAUUUCGGAAAAUCAAUUCAUGUUUGGGAAGUGAAUUUGUGGUCAAAUUUGGGGGAAAGAAUUUUGAUUUCUACAUCAAGAGUUACUAUCAAAACAAACAUGCCCUUACCAGAAAAAGUCAAAGAUGCUCAUGUGAAUCUCAAGAAGUAUGCCAAUUUGUAAUUAGGUCUAGGCGUCGAGUCGAAUCUGAUUGAUCCUGAAAGAGAUUUUCUAGUCAGAGUCGACUCUAAUCGAGUUUGUAAUAGAGUUUAUGUUGAAUUGAGUGGAGUCAAGUCGAAUCGAAUCAGAUCGAUUCUAAAAGAGAUUUUCUAGUCGAGUUGAGUCUAAUCGAGCUUGUAAUAGAUUUUAUGUUGAAUUGAGUGGAGUGGAGUGGAGUCGAGUCGAAUCAAAUCGAUUCUGAAAGAGAUUUUCUAAUCGAGUCGAGUCUAAUCGAGUUUGUAAUAAAUUUUAUGUUGAGUUGAGUGGAGUCAAAUCCAUUCAUGUUCAAUGAACGUGUCAUGGAGUUAAGUGUCUAAUCGAGUUUGUAAUAGAAUCUAAGUUAAAUCUAGUGGAGUCGAGUUCAAUCAAGCUCAUAACAAAAUUGAGUCAAGUAGGCUCAACUUGUGUGUUCCAUAUAGAACUUUUAGGGCUUGUUUGGUCAUUUGAAAUUAUGAAAAAUACUAUUAUUUUA
Capsicum annuum is the source of this 1047-nucleotide messenger RNA. RefSeq names its product 1,4-dihydroxy-2-naphthoyl-CoA thioesterase 2. Gene Ontology annotation, molecular function: 1,4-dihydroxy-2-naphthoyl-CoA thioesterase activity. NCBI's taxonomy places the organism in Eukaryota, Viridiplantae, Streptophyta, Magnoliopsida, Solanales, Solanaceae. Bases 72 to 539 code for a protein of 155 amino acids. The transcript has a single exon. Gene Ontology annotation, cellular component: peroxisome. Gene Ontology annotation, biological process: phylloquinone biosynthetic process. The record is from RefSeq and is a predicted model, not a curated record.